This is a messenger RNA of Bipolaris zeicola 26-R-13, 447 nucleotides long. RefSeq lists its product as uncharacterized. The transcript has 2 exons. Lineage: Eukaryota; Fungi; Ascomycota; Dothideomycetes; Pleosporales; Pleosporaceae. The record is from RefSeq and is a predicted model, not a curated record. Bases 1 to 447 code for a protein of 148 amino acids.
AUGUCUACCCACCCACGCUACUACUACUCGCUGCCCACCGAGGCGCCCCAACGCUCCCGAUCGGGAAGCCGACGACCUCCUCUGACGCCAUCAACCGUCUCUUCUCCCUGUCUUACUACUCUGGUUCCCACCACCUCUCGCCGCGACUCUGCUACUUCGGGAAGCCCAAUCAAGGCCUCCAUUCUCCUCGCAAAGGUCGCCUCUUCGCCCACCACUCCUCGCGGCGAAACCCCUCCAGGAAGUCCAAUGCUCUCGCCAAGAUCCAGGCUCAACUCGGAACCAUCCUACCCUUCCGACAGGCCUGCCAUGUCACGGACCGAGAGUGAUCGCUACGUCAGGCAAUACAGACAGCAGGAUGGCUACAUCAGCUUCCCAGACUUUGAGAAGUUCUGCCAGACUGAAAGCCCAUAUGCCCAGCAAGAACAGCAGACCGACGUCAAGGCUUGA